AUGCAGAAUGCUAUAGAUCUUCCUUCCAAGAGGAGCCAGAUCGAGAGAAAAAUGGAUAAAAUAAUAUAUAUUCUUUUCAGUACAUUAAUUUUGAUAUCUUUUAUCGGAUCUUUCUUUUUUGGAAUUCAAACUAAAAAUGAUAUUGUUGCUGGAAGGUUAAAGAGGUGGUAUCUUCGACCAGACAAAACUACUGUGUUUUAUGACCCGAAAAGAGUGGCACUGGCUGCUUUUUCAUUUCUUGACUGGGCUUAUGUUGUUUUACAGAGUAUUUUUAUUAAUCAAGACCAGGAUAUGCAUUAUGAGGAUAUAGAAAAGCCAGCACAUGCAAGGACUUCCAAUUUGAAUGAGGAACUUGGUCAAGUUGAUACAAUCCUUUAUGAUAAAACAGGGACUCUGACAUGCAAUUUCGUGGAGUUUGUUAAAUGUACGAUAGCUGGCAUAGCUUUUGGUCGUGGCAUGACAGAAGUAGAGAGGACACUAGCAAAGAAAAAAGGGGAGGUAGUACUUGACUCUGGAAACACUUCCUUUAAUGUACAAGAGUAUAGUGAUAGCCACUCGGACUCGGGAAAAUCAAUCAGAGGUUUCAACUUUAAGGACGAACGCAUUAUGAAUGGACAUUGGGUUAAUGAACCUUAUGCAGAUGUGAUGCAGAAGUUUUUCAGAUUGCUAGCACUCUACCAUACGGCCAUUUCGGAUGACAAUCAUGAAUCUGGUGAAAUUUUCUAUGAAGCUGAAUCACCAGAUGAAGCUGCCUUUGUCAUAGCUGCAAGAGAACUUGGCUUUGAGUUUUUUGAAACAACCCAAAAUAACAUCUCUUUAAAUGAAUUUGAUCAUCAGAGUGGCAGAAAGAUUGACAGAAUUGUGUCUGAUCUGUUGUUCAAUCUUGAUGCUAAUGGAUUUAAGCAUUAUAGCUGGCUAUUUGAAGUACCUUUAACAGGGAUUUAUGCAGAUUCUUCUUUAUGUCUUAGAGUUCAGCAGUGCUCCGAAAAGAAUGUCUAUAAUUGUAAAGAACGUAGAAAACCAGUUGCUGCUCCUAUGCAAGGGUACAAACAGGUUUCCCCUAAACACUGUACUCUUGGCUUGUUUACUGUGCAAAUGUGUCCAUCCAGUGUGAUGUUUGAACGGCUCUCAAGAAAUGAACGAGAUUUUGAAGCUACAAUAAGGGAUCACAUUAAACAAUAUGCUGAAGCAGGUUUACGAACUUUAGUUGUUGCGUAUCGUGAACUUAAUGAAGAAGAGUUUAGGUCAUGGGAGAAGGAGUUUCUGAAGGCCCAGACUUCUCUAAAUGCGGAUCGAGAUGCAAUGGUUGAUGCGGUUGCUGAUAAGAUUGAAAGUAACUUAAUUCUACUAGGUGUUACAGCUCUUGCAAAUGCUGGAAUUAAGAUUUGGAUCAUAACUGAUGACAAGAUGGAGACAGCAAUAAAUAUUGGGUAUGCUUGUAAAUUGCUUAGAAACGACAUGAAGCAAAUUGUGGUUACCUUAGACUCUCCAGAAAUAAAUGACCUAGAAAAACUAGGAGACAAGGAAGCUAUUGCGAAGUCUCAGGCUUCGAGUGUAAGCAUAUCAAAGCAAAUAAGAGAAGGAAAUUCACGGCUCAGUUUAUCUAAAGGAAGUUCUAUUUCCUUUGGUUUGAUAAUUGAUGACAAAUCAUUAUCGUUUGCUCUCAACAUGCAUUUGGAGGAUUCAUUUUUGGAUCUUGCGAUUAGUUGUUCAUCUGUAAUAUGUUGUCGCUCCGCACCUAAACUGAAAGCUCUUGUAUGUGCUAACAUAAAGAAGGGAGCAGAAAAUAUUAGUGAGAAAGAGGAGGGUCAGUCUUGA
Olea europaea var. sylvestris is the source of this 1818-nucleotide messenger RNA. Its product is annotated as probable phospholipid-transporting ATPase 8. The transcript is spliced from 8 exons. NCBI's taxonomy places the organism in Eukaryota, Viridiplantae, Streptophyta, Magnoliopsida, Lamiales, Oleaceae. Gene Ontology annotation, biological process: phospholipid translocation. Gene Ontology annotation, molecular function: ATPase-coupled intramembrane lipid carrier activity; nucleotide binding. Bases 1 to 1818 code for a protein of 605 amino acids. Gene Ontology annotation, cellular component: plasma membrane. The record is from RefSeq and is a predicted model, not a curated record.